This is a messenger RNA of Metarhizium robertsii ARSEF 23, 918 nucleotides long. RefSeq names its product cytosolic Fe-S cluster assembling factor cfd1. The record is from RefSeq and is a predicted model, not a curated record. Gene Ontology annotation, cellular component: cytosol. Gene Ontology annotation, molecular function: ATP-dependent FeS chaperone activity; 4 iron, 4 sulfur cluster binding; ATP binding. Bases 1 to 918 code for a protein of 305 amino acids. Lineage: Eukaryota; Fungi; Ascomycota; Sordariomycetes; Hypocreales; Clavicipitaceae. Gene Ontology annotation, biological process: iron-sulfur cluster assembly. The transcript has 2 exons.
AUGGGCCUGGACAAGGUCAAGCACAUCGUGCUGGUUCUGUCCGGCAAGGGUGGGGUGGGCAAGUCAUCCGUGACCACGCAGUUGGCUCUCUCACUAUCCCAGGCUGGCCAUUCUGUAGGCAUCCUCGAUGUUGAUCUGACUGGGCCUUCUAUCCCCCGAAUGUUGUCCAUCGAAGAGUCCAAAGUUACUCAGGUCCCGGGCGGCUGGGCCCCGGUUCCCGUUCACGGAGAGGACGCAGGCACCGGCGUCGGCAGCCUGCACGCCAUGAGCUUGGGGUUCCUGCUCCCGCAGCGAGGUGAUGCCGUUGUCUGGAGAGGCCCCAAGAAGACGGCCAUGAUUCGGCAGUUCAUCCGCGAUGUUCUCUGGGACGAUACCGACUAUUUGCUUAUUGACACGCCGCCAGGCACCAGCGACGAGCACAUCUCUCUUGCGGAAACACUGCAGAGCGAGGCUGUUCCCGAGCAGGUUGCGGGUGCGGUCGUGGUAACCACGCCCCAAGCAGUCUCUACGUCCGAUGUCCGCAAAGAGCUCAACUUUUGUUUCAAAACGGGCAUUCGAGUGCUGGGUGUGGUUGAGAAUAUGAGCGGCUUCGUCUGCCCUCACUGCUCGGAAUGCACCGACAUUUUUGGCUCUGGGGGUGGCCGUAGCAUGGCAGACGAGUUCAAGGUUCCGUUCUUGGGCACGGUACCGAUGGAUGCGCAGUUUAUUGCCUUGCUCGAGGAAGGUCGGCGACCACAAUAUCCAGUCGGCACACGUAUCAACGGACACGACAUAUCCUCCACUGCACCAGAUGAAGGCGACACCAGUGACACCAACAGCAGCGGAAACCUUGUCGAAAAAUACAAGCACUGCUCGCUCUCGCACGUGUUUAACGACAUUACGGCAUCGCUGACGGCCAAAAUCUUAAACCAGGCUUGA